CAAUUAAUGUAUGUCAUUAAGUCAUCAUCACCUAAACACCAACAUCCUUCCAACGCUCUCUGCGACCAUUCCCACGCCUUUUCCCCUUGUUUUCUCCGCCCCCAUUGUUUCUUUCCUCUCUUUUAUAUUCUCCUCCCCACUUUCUCUUCCUUCUUCACCUCCCAUUUUCUCUCCUUUUCCUUCUUCCCUCCCCACUAGGAAGAAAAUGGCUACAGCUUUCUCACCUUCCAAGUUUGCCGCCCAACCAUUCCCUCUCAACACCACUUCUCAAAACAACCCUCUUACAAUUCCCACUACCGCCUCACCCUUCCUCGGAUCCACCCGCAAACUCAUCCGCCUCAGUUCUUCUUCCAAUUUGAAUAUUCGCCGUCGAUCUGGGACCGUCGUCGCCGUCUCCGAUGUCGUCAAGGAAAACAAAUCCAAAUCUACCCUCAAUCUGUUAAUUACAAAAGAGGAAGGGUUGGAAUUAUACGAAGAUAUGGUAUUAGGAAGAGCGUUUGAAGACAUGUGUGCUCAGAUGUAUUACAGAGGCAAAAUGUUUGGUUUCGUUCAUCUUUACAAUGGCCAAGAAGCUAUUUCAACUGGUUUCAUUAAGCUCUUAAAGCAGCAAGAUUCCGUCGUCAGUACUUACCGUGAUCACGUGCACGCCUUAAGCAAAGGCGUCUCUGCACGUGCUGUCAUGAGUGAGCUCUUCGGUAAGACCACCGGCUGCUGCCGUGGCCAAGGUGGAUCGAUGCAUAUGUUCUCGAGGGAGCACAAUGUGCUCGGCGGGUUCGCUUUUAUUGGUGAAGGGAUCCCUGUUGCCACCGGUGCGGCUUUUACAUCCAAGUAUAAGAGGGAGGUUUUGAAAGAAGCAGAUUGCGAUCAUGUCACUUUGGCAUUUUUCGGGGAUGGGACUUGUAACAAUGGACAGUUCUUUGAGUGUUUGAAUAUGGCAGCGUUGUGGAAAUUGCCCAUCGUGUUUGUUGUUGAGAACAAUUUGUGGGCUAUUGGGAUGUCUCAUUUGAGGGCUACUUCUGAUCCUCAGAUUUAUAAGAAAGGACCGGCGUUCGGGAUGCCGGGUGUUCAUGUGGAUGGGAUGGAUGUAUUGAAAGUGAGGGAAGUGGCUAAGGAAGCAAUUGGCAGAGCUAGGAGAGGAGAAGGUCCAACAUUGGUGGAAUGUGAGACAUAUAGGUUUAGAGGACAUUCAUUGGCUGACCCUGAUGAGCUUCGUGACCCUGCUGAGAAAGCUCACUAUGCUGCCAGAGAUCCCAUCACAGCACUGAAAAAAUACCUCAUUGAGAACAGUCUGGCCAGUGAAGCAGACUUGAAGGCUAUAGAUAAAAAGAUUGAUGAGGUGGUAGAGGAAGCCGUUGAGUUUGCAGACGAAAGCCCUGUUCCUCCUCAAAGCCAGCUGCUCGAAAAUGUAUUUGCAGAUCCAAAAGGUUUUGGAAUCGGACCUGAUGGCCAAUAUAGAUGUGAGGACCCAAAGUUCACUGAAGGCACUGCUCAGGUCUAAGCUUUCAAAAUAGGAGGUUGAUCAAAACUAUUUUUGUCAACUUAUUUAUUAUUUCAUGGUCACAUAUGUUUAGUUUGUGGUAGCAGUCACGCGUUCACUUGAUUUUAGUGUUUAUUGUGUACCAAGUAUUGUCUCCUUUAGGUUGCCUAUCCAUAUGAAAUUUUGGGUUCGUGACAUACUUUCCAUUUGUUAUUUUGGAUAAAUUGCUUUGAAUGGCAAACCCCAAAGCUUGGUAGGCUCUAUUUCCUGCCAUGCUCAUAGUUUGAUGGUCUUCA
This is a messenger RNA of Gossypium raimondii (Peruvian cotton), 1773 nucleotides long. RefSeq names its product pyruvate dehydrogenase E1 component subunit alpha-3, chloroplastic. Lineage: Eukaryota; Viridiplantae; Streptophyta; Magnoliopsida; Malvales; Malvaceae. Gene Ontology annotation, biological process: pyruvate decarboxylation to acetyl-CoA. The coding region runs from base 11 to 1498 and encodes 495 amino acids. The transcript has 3 exons. The record is from RefSeq and is a predicted model, not a curated record. Gene Ontology annotation, molecular function: pyruvate dehydrogenase (acetyl-transferring) activity. Gene Ontology annotation, cellular component: intracellular membrane-bounded organelle.